GCGACCGCUUCUGUGUCGCACGAGUGUGACGUGGAAGACAAGCGCGCAAGCAUGGCGGCCAGCGGCAAGAGGCCCGAGCAUCGCGGCCCCCCAGAACUAGUAAGAGAGACAAGGAGGGGAGAGGGAGGCGGGGGCGAGGACUACCAGGGGCCGGUGGAGCGCUCGUACCUGUAAGCCCCCAGGACCAAGAAUUGAGCCUCCAAGCACAGAGGCAGUCUACCUUUGGGUAAAACUUUAUAGCGGUUGCCUCCAUGUCUUGCUGCUAGGGUGCUUCCUUCCAUCCUCCUUGGAGCCAUCUGGGCGGCCAAUGUGGGAAACAGAAGACGACCAGGGGUCAGCUAUAUCGGUCUAUGCCGACCUGGUGUCCUCCAGAUGGUUUUGGAGUACAGCACCUGUCACCCGGACUAAUAGACGUUGUAACACAGUUCACUUGGAGGGCACCAGGUUGCCGACUGAUCUGUGUGGUGGCGGGGAAUAGAUCUCUCUUUUUUAUGAGCCGAGAAAUUCCUCAGUUGCUGUUAACUCUGAUCAUCAGAAAGAACCUCCCAUAUCAGGAGGCAGUCCAUCUUGUGAAAAUGAAGCUGAAUGUUGGAAGAUUCAGGGCAGAUAAAAGGAAGGAGUAGCUCACAUAGUGCCUAUUCAAACAAUGGAACUCAUUCCCACAGGAGGCAGCAAUGGCCACCAACUUGGAUGGCUUUGAAAGAGGAUUGGACAAAUUCAUCAAGGCCACUAGUGAUGAUGGCUGUGCUCUGCCUGUAUGGUCUGAGGCUUCUGAAUAUCAGUUGCUGGAAGCCACAGGAAGGAAGAGUUGCUGUUGCGCUUACGUCUUGCUUGUGGGUUUCACUUUGGAGCAUCUGGUUCGCCACUGUGGGAACAGAAUGCUUGACUGGAUGGGCCAUUGGCUUGAUCCAGCAGGCUCUUAUGUUCUUGUUAGUCAGAUCCAUAAGGGUGCUUACAUUCUUUCUUCAAUGCAACCCCCCAUUUCUCUUUCUUUUCCCAGUUCUACGAUGAGACUGAAGCCCGAAAAUACACACACAAGUAAGGCAGCCGUGGGCUGAGGAAAGCAGCUAAUCUCUUUAUUGAACCUAUUUGUUUAAAGAGCUUUUAAAGCAUGUCUUAAAACAGUGGUUUUUAAAGUGGGUGGUGCCUCCUGGGUGUGCUCUAAGAGGCAGGGUCCUUGGAAGUGUCAAAAUGGAUGGAGGAAAAAUGCAUAGAGGAUGUCCUUGAUUUAAAAGAAAGACAAUGUGACUGUUUUGGAGGUAGUAGCUAAAUGGUUUUUGAGGAGCAGGAUAUAUGGAAGAGUUGCAGUGGUCUGUAAAUAGAUGUUAGUAAUCCAAUCCCCAACAAUUGUCAGUGGUUGUCAUCUCCCCCAUCCAUACAGACAGACGCAAUUCUUUUCUGCUGCAUGGCAUUGGUGUGAUAUGGCUUUUGUCCUGUCCAUCUUAACAUUGGAACACCUGUUUUACCACUUAAACAUCUGGGAUAGAUGCAAUGCCUGUGUGUACUCUCCCACUCCCCUACCCCACCCAAGCUGCCUUGCAGACAUCCAAGAGGAGCUGGGGUUUGUUCACUGCUUGUUUGGGGGCAUUUCCAUUCUCCAGCUCUCGAAUGAUCGAGAUCCAGUCGCAGAUGUCCGAACGGGCUGUGGAGCUGCUGGGUCUCCCGGAGGACCGAACCUGUUUCUUGCUGGAUGUUGGGUGAGCUUGCUGCAUUGUACCUUUAAGUGUGUCGCUGCUUCUUCCUCUAAACUGCCAGCGUGGGAGGAUCAGGCAGCUUCUUUUUUGCACCCAGCUUCCAAAAGUCAAUUUUGGUUUUGUCCGUCUUAUGUAGGAGGUUAUGCUUAUUCCAGACAGUAAGUUUGGAUUGGGGUCCUGAAUAGUUAAGGAGCCUGUCCAUCACGGGAACAUAAAUACAAAGAAAAGUCCUUAUUCAGUUAAAGCUAUAGAAUUCACUCCCUUUAGAAGUAGGGGUGGACACCAGUUUGGAUGGCUGUGGAAGAGGAUUCAGCUAUCAAAUGGCUACUGCCCCUGAUGGCUACAAUCACAUUCUACCCUUGGAAGCAGUAUGCUGGAAGACUCACAAGCUGGGAGAGUGCUGCUGUGCUUAGGUUCUGCUUGUGGGUCUCCCAGUUGGAGCAUCUGGUUAGCCACUGUGAGCACAGGAUGCUGGGUAAGAUGGACCAUUGGCCUGAUCCAGCAGUCUCAUGUUCUUAUGGAACUCCUUCCCACUGGAGGUUGUGAAGCUUGCCUACUUGAGAGGCUUUAGAGGGGGAUUAGACAGAAUCACAGAGGAUAAUAUGCUUUACCUCCAUGGUCGGGGGCAGCAAUGCUUCUGAAUACCAGUUGUUGGGAGAGUUCUGUUGUGCUCAGGUCCUGCUUGGGGGCAUCGGUUGGCUACUGUGAGAACAGGAUGCUGGACCAGAUGAGCCCCCUUUGGGCUUAUGCAGCAGCCACAGGGCUCUCCUUUCAGGAAGCUUCCUUAUGCUGAGCCAGACUCGUGGUCUGUCUAGUCCAGAUGUUGGGCAGAGAAAGUGAUUUCCUGUCCCCAGAUCUGUGAAAGGGGCUUGGGCAAGUGCUAUUGAAUCCCUGAAUCCUGUUUGGCUCCUGCUAAGAGAUGAAAACCAGUCAGCGUUUCAUUAUUUCUUAACCUGUACAUCUCUUCCGGUCAGGUGUGGCUCUGGUCUGAGUGGUGAUUACAUCUCCGAGGAGGGACACUGUUGGGUUGGCAUGGACAUCAGCUCUGCCAUGUUGGGUGAGUAGAAUUUUUCUGUAUCCAUUACAAGAGAUGCAUUUGAAUCCUACAUGUGUGUCCACUUGGCCUGUGUAUGCUAAUGGGAAGGAGUCUUUGAGUAUUUUUAAUACCUCUAUUUCUUUGUAAUUAUUGUCUCUUCCCUAUUAAAGUCCUGCCUGUUUUCCAUUUCAUUUAGUCUGCUUAUUUGGUAGUUUAAAGAGUAUAAUCCUAGCCAGCUAACUUACUAUUGUCUGUGUGGAACCCAUUCUUUUACAGGAGCUGUUUAUUAAAUCUUGCUGGUAACUAGAUUACUUGUGCUGACCUUUAUAGUAAAUACUAGUAGCUCAGGUUGUCUCCUUGAUGCCUUCCAGGACCUGUUUGAAAUAAGAACUACUAUAGAUGAGGAAAGUUCAUUUAGGAGAAUGUUUUAUAUUGAGUGAUACCAACCGUACCGUUGCCAUGAUCUACAAUAAUAAACAUGCAAAACGUUCAGAUUGACACCCUUAUUUACAUACCCCUUUGGCUUGAGGCGUCCUGCCUUGGACCGGUCAAAACUGGCAGGAAUGGUAAAAUCCUCUUGUACUCUUAAUCCUGCACAGAUGUAGCUGCAGAAAGAGAAGUGGAGGGUGACUUGAUGCUGGCAGACAUGGGCCAGGGCAUCCCCUUCCGGCCAGGAACCUUUGAUGGCUGUAUCAGGUAGGAGAACUUGGCUGGGAGUUUCACUCACCAGCAAAUGCAGAAUGAGAUUCCACUGAGAAAAGUCAUUGAGGACAGGUGUUUCUUUGCUGACCAGCUGACCGGACUUCCCAUUUACUCUCCUUGCAGUAUUUCUGCAGUGCAGUGGCUAUGCAAUGCUGACAAGAAGACCCACAGCCCCCCAAAGCGGCUGUAUCGGUUUUUCUCGACUCUCUAUACUGCUUUGGUAAGGGCUUCUCAAACCUGCUUCUUCCAAACCAUCUAUGAGGGUAAAGGAUAUCACAGUAUUCCUGCAUCUUUUGUACAUUUAACUUGUGCAGUUUCAACUACAGUGGUACCUCUACUUACGGAUGUGAUCUGUUCCGGGGUGCCAUUCGCACCCCAAAAAGUCUGUAAGUAGAGCGCCGCUUCGGUGUGUGACGAGAUAGAGCGCUCCUGUGCACGCGUGAAGCACACAGAUCGCUCCUGCACAUGCGUGAAGCGGCAAACCUGGAAGUAAACACUUCUGGGUUUGCCGCAUUUGUAACCUGAAAAAACGCAACGUGAAGCAAACGCAACUUGAGAUAUGGCUGUAUAUGUUGGCAAGUUGGGAGCGCUCUUGCUAGAUCUCAUGGGAAGCUAGAUUGUCCUGUGAGAUCUGGAACUGAUCCUGGGAUUGCAUCGGAGUGUGGGGGAGAAGGGACGAAAGAGGGAGUGGCCCCCCCUCUCAAUAAUCGAAACGUGCCCACAGGCCUAAGAAAUUUAGAGACUCCCAACAGAGACGCUUGGCCAGGGCUGCAUAGGCUGUUUUUGAUUGUCCUUUCCUCCUACAGGCCCGAGGAGCCCGUGCCGUCCUCCAGCUGUACCCAGAAAACUCUCAGCAGGUGCGGUCCCUGUGGGAACUGUGGGGCGGGGGUAGGCCUGGCGCAGCCAGAGGCCCGGAGCUGCCAGGGACAGGCUGAAGGAGGCUUCGGGAGGUUGAAGCUCUGCAUAGAUCCGCAAGGGCCUGCUGCUUUUGGUUCUGUGCUGUGCCUGGAGAUCUGACACCCCCAAGGACUCUCAUAUAGGAGGUGGUUUGCAGGGACCUGGUGUCUUUGGCACCCUUUAGCAUGCAGCCUGCCUUUUCCCACAAGUUGAUGGUGUUUAGGGAAGCCGGAUGAGGCUCUACUGGAAUUUAUUUGCGUUUCUACUUCACCCUUUUCUCAAAGUUGGCGUACAUGGUUCUCCCCUUCCUCAUUCAUAGAGGAGAAGGCUGUCAGUGGCUACUAGCCAUGCUAGUAGAAUACACCUCUCAGGGAUUCUUUAGCUGUCAUUCCUGCACUACAGGGGGUUGGACUAGAUGACCCUUGGUGUCUUCUCCAACUCUUUUGAUUCUUCCUCAUGCCUGAAUGCAUGUGGCCUUAGCUGAAGUUGUGGUUCCUAAACCCCAGUCAGGUAGAGAGACAAAGAAUCAGGAGUUAAGGAUGGGCAGGGUUGGCAUGCUAUGAAGGUCCCGUUAGAAGAGGGAGCCCCCUGCCCCAGCUGCUCAGACUCACCUGUCUUCUAUUUCUCCUGCCAGCUGGAACUCAUCACCUCCCAAGCCAUGAAGGCCGGCUUCACAGGCGGCAUGGUGGUUGACUACCCCAACAGCGCUAAAGCCAAGAAGUGAGUCCUCUUCCAUUUGGAGACCAGGGAGGGCUCCUUUUUCUGCCUUCCAUGUUGCCUGGAGAGGCUUUUGCAGGGCCAGAGCAAUGCAGGGAGGUUGCCAGAAACUGACUCUCUGCGCUGCGCUGCCCUGCUUGUGAUGGCGAGCAAUCUGACAUGAGGGACGCAUUUGAAUCCUGUGUACACCAAACCUGGUAGUCAUUGGAGGCCUCUAAGGAGAAGGAGGCACCCAAAGCAAUCUAGCUCACUUCUGUGUGACUGCUGACUUCCUUGAGGCUUUAAUCGAGGCCUCUCCUUUCCCAGGCAAAUUGCUCAGAAAGGCAUUUCAUCUUCCGGCUGCUCUCCAGCCGGAGAACACAACCUCCUGGAGUGGAGAGCUAAGAAAAAACUCUUCUGGCAACAUUGGAAAGCAGCUACUGAUGAGGGUUGACAGUCAAGGGGGCAGGUGGGCAGGCUAGUAGCUCCUCUCUGAAUAAAGUAACUCCUUGUGGGCUGCCAGGAGAACUUGGUGCACAAGUAUCUCCUUAAAAAAAUACAUGUUCUCUUUUUUCAGAUUCUCAUUAUUUUGUGUCUCUCUUUCCCCAGGUUCUUUCUCUGUCUUUUUGUUGGUGCAGCAGAUGCGUUGCCAAAGGUAACAAUCUGUGGGGCUAUUGGGGGUGGGCCAUGGGGUGCACCAGAGAUGCAGGAGAGGGUUUGCUCUGAACAAUAAAAGCAGCUGCAUCGCUCUGGUUUUCUCCUCUCCCCUGAGGCAAACUGAUGUGCUGUGUGUGUGUUUUUCCGCUUUCCCCCGGCAGGGUCUUGGCACAGAAUGCAGUGAUCAGGAGACUGCGAGGGCAAAGUUUACCAAUGAAAGGUAUUGAGUCAGAGUUGGGAGAGGCCUGGGGCCACAGAGACAGCGCUGUUCACCUUGAAUUGGGGGGGCUGUAGAGGACCUGGAGGAAGGGCGAGCCUGCUGUCACAGCUUAACUGCACGAAAUCAUGCCACUUUUUAACGUAGGGGAUUUAUUGAUAACCGUAACGUAAGAAGAGUCUGCUGGAUCAGGCCAGUGGCCCAUCUAGUCCAGCAUCCUGUUCUCAGUAACCAACCAGAUGCCGCAACUGGGAAACCCGCAAGCAGGAUUUAGGCACAAGAGCCCUCUUCCCCCUGGCCUCAGUCUCUCAACCUUGCAAUGGGAACAAUAGUGGUAUAGCACAAUAAAAUUCAAAUCACUAACAAUUAAUUGCACAUUUGUUCAAAAUCCAGUUCAAGACAGAGCAAUCUGAUCCUGUGAUAACAGCUUUUCUAAGUCUGAUAGUCAUUGACACCUCCUAUUCCCCUCUAGGUUAUCCCCACCCCCUGCCAGGGGUCUCUACUUCCCGCUUUGGCAACCACUGAUCUAAAGCAAUUCAGCUGCCCUUUCCAGACUGUGUGGCUUUGCACACCCCCCCUUCCCAUCAGCAAAUGUCUCCGCCCUUGCAGCUGCAUAAGGCGAGACCCACCCUCUGCAGCUUGGGGACAGACAGAGAGUAAGAGCCCGAGGUUUUUCAUCGUGGCACCCGGAAGCUCCUGGUCGCCAUGUUUUCCUGCCUCAUACAGCCUGCCCUGCAGGUGUCACAGCCCUCCUAUGAGAGCCCAGCAAAUCCCCAGAAUAGCAGGCCAAAGAUUGUCAUGUAUGGUUUUAGUGGCAUUUGUUUUUUAAAACCUGUGGUGGUUGCCGGAGGGGAUACUCCUAAAACAUUUUCACUGGCAGUAUAGUGAUUCAUUUAUUUUUAAAAGUGCCCCAUGGCCAGUCAGUGGCAGGACCGAUACGGUGGUGGUGGAGACAGGGGCUGGUUCCUGACUUCACCCUUGUUCUCUUCCAAGGACACGGUUCAAGAACAUCAAAGGGAAGUCUGCAAAGAAGAGCCGGGACUGGGUCUUCGAAAAAAAGGAACGGAGGCGGCGGCAGGGCAGGUAAGCCUGGCCUCUCCAUCCUGGGUGUGUGGGGCCACCCUUGGGUGUAGGCAGGAGGUCUGGGGUGGUUAAACUUUCGUGAAGGAAGCAAGGGUUGCAUUUGCCCUCAAUCUGUAGGCUGCAUGCGUUCAGCGGCUGUGUUAUUGUUGUAGUUUUUGGCUAGUUAGGAUGUGAAACACAGCUUUAUCAGCUUAAGCAAGGGAAGUAAAUUCAAAAGGCCUGUAAGAGCAGGCCAAAUUUUUACAAGCUUGCAAAUGAACACAUCAGAGCACAUGCAGCAUUUCAAGGCCAUGUAACAGGCAGAAGUUGCCAUUAGGUUUCAGGCAAUGACUUUGUCAGGCAGAGCAAAAAGUAACAUCCCAGGCUACAGAGAGGAACAGUAAGGCCUUAUAAAAAUAAUUAGCAAAUUCCUUCACACAUCUUCAGAGACCUGGGCUACUUUUUUGCAACACCCCCCUCACCAACAUUAAAACCAUUUUUGCUGCCUAUACUCCCCUUCCUUUCUACUGCCUAUUCAUCUUAAGCUAUGUACCAGUGUGUCUAUUAAGAUGUUCUCCAGGAAACUAUCCCCCACACCCAUGCGCAUGCACACACAAAAUUACACCCUUCCUCAGCUGAGGAUGAUGGGUUUUCCCCUCCUGCCCUGCUUAUCAACCAAUCGAUCUAAUGGAUUGGGAAAGGAGCGAUUUGCAGCCCCUAGAAGCCACCCAGUGUUUUGUCUUGCGGGGGCAGAGGGUGGCCCCCUCCCAGAGUAGAUCCAUUUGUUUAUUUCUUUCAUAAAAUUUAUACACAGAUUGAUCGUUUUAAAAAAGCCCUCAAAGUGGUUUGGGGGGGGGAAUCCCCAAUAAAAUUAACAACAACAAUUGAAGACUUUUUGAAAAGCUAAAACAAUAGGCUGAAAGCAGAUUAAAGCUUGCAUCGACUUUCUAAACAUCUGGGUAGGCCUAAUGUGCAUGUCUGAUAUCACUAGGCAGGGAGUUCCAAAGUGCAGGUGCUGCCACACUAGAACAGAGUUCUUACAGAUGCAGAAUGGGUAUUACAUGGCAUCUGUAAGAGUGCCCGUUCUGGUGACUGAAGCAGUCAAGUGGAUGUAUAUGGGGUAAAGUGACACUAGAAGUAAAAAGUUCCCAAGUUGUUAAGGACUUGACUAACACCUUGUACCUGGCCAGGUAGCGAAUGGGCAACCAGAUGUAAUAUCCUGACAAGGUAAAUAUAAAGAUGGUCAAAUCCUCCCCCCUUCCUCACAUACCUCGUUACCCUUUCUUCUCUCUUUCACGCUACCCCUGCAGGGAUGUCCGGGCAGACACAAAGUACACUGGCCGGAAGCGGCGACCUCACUUCUGAUCGCAGCGCUGUUGAUCAGACCCGUCCUUAAUGGCAUGGAGCAUUUCGGCACCAGUCUGCGGCCUCUAAAGAGGGAUGUGUUAUCAGCCAGGGGAUUUUCACGCAGGACACUUGACUCCCUCCAGACUGGGCUCAUCCUUUCACCAGACCCAGAAAGGACUGCUUUGAAGAGACAGAAAAGUAGCAUCUGCCCAAUUUUGCUGCGGGGGGUCCUUCUGCUGCAAGACGGUGGCUCGUCUUUUCCAGAGCCCUCCAUCACAGGCAGUGGGGAGAUGAGAUUCCCCACUGCUAGAAAAGAGUCUGGCUAAAAUGCUUUGAAACAUAGGGUAGAAGGCGCUGGGGGUGGCUCCCCCCCCCCAUGUUGCUGAACUACAACCACCAUCAUCCCUGACAGAUGGGAGUUUGAGUCCAGGAAUAUCUGGAAGAGGGCUGCAGAUAUUUCCCACCCAAAGAUGGAACUUUGUGGCAGCAGCUAUUAAAAUAUUUAAAGAAUACCUUUCCUGAGAUGGUGGAUCGCUAGAUCAAGUGGGGCUGGCUGUACGCGGGGUUCUCUGUGCUCAACUCCACCCCCUGCCCUCAAUUCACAGACUUAAAUUAAGCCACUCUGCCUAGCUGCAGUGUAAGGGGUGCAGGGGGUCCUGAGGGCCACAAAGUGUUGCUGGAACACUUCCAUCAGUCCUGAGUGGCAUGGCUGAUGGACAGAGGGAUGCUGGGAAAUGUAGGCACAAGAGGGUCUAGAGGGCCACAGGUUCCCUGCCCCUGAAACACAGGCCUAUGUGUGCAUUUAUCCUGCUCUCUUACUAUUGUCCAAACCCCUUCUUCUGCCCUAUAAACUUUUUGGAAGCAGCCCCGCUCCUUUGGGCACAUAAAACAUUUAAAGUCGCAUGGAGAAAACCACACUGCCUGGGUGCAUAGAGUGCAUGUAGGCCUCUCAGCUGCCAGAAAAGCUGAGCUCUCCAUGCUAAAGGUCCUAGUCUUCAUAAGAAACAAACAAGUGUGGAAAACACACACAGAAAGGGCUCAAGGGCCAGAGCACGGUAAGAGUUGGAUUUUCGAGAAUAACUUCUGUAUCUCUUCACCUUCCCUAACUCCUAAGCAUCAAGGCAUGUUGCUAGCCUUCCUGUAUGUUGGAGAGGGACAGAGUGUUAAAACGAGGUGGCUGCAUAGUCAACAGGAGGACAACACCCCCCCUCCAAACACACACAGAGGAGCCAGAAAACUCUUCACAGAUAUAAACACUUUUUCUUUAUUCUACAUAAAAUCCCAUCCAGAAAAGGAAGCUGCUUUUCCACCUGAAGUUUUAUAGAGGGGGUUGUGGCGUAAAGGGAAAACUAAGCAGGCCAGAACGUCAGAAGAAGGCAACAGACGGACGGACAGUUCCACAUCCACGAAGGCAGGAGAGCGAGGCAGCUUGUGAGGGCAGAGAGAGAGAGAGAGAGAGAGAAGGACACUUGGCUUCACACAGCAACACAGCGAUGCUACGAGACUCCAGGGGAGGCCUCCGCAAAGAUGGAUCAAUAAAUGUCCUUUCCCUGUGAGGAGGCGGAAUACUGGUGGUGGCACUUCAGGGCUCUCAAUUAAAAAACAAAAUACACAUAUACAUACACACCCCAACAACUGGCAGGUUUGCUGUCUGGAGUGCAGAACAGCUUCCAGAGCACAGACACAUCACAGAUGGCUCAGGUUUCGACAUGCAAGGAAAGCGGGGAAGGUCUGGAGGAGGAGCAAAGCAGCAGAUGGCCAAAUGCUGCCACGCCAGGCUGCUUGCAGAAGAUUUCGGGCCAGGAAAUGUGGGGAAGAAGCAAGCGGAUGGCAGAGAGCAAAGUCUACAAAUGUAAAUUGCACGUGCUCUUCAGAAAGAGGGUCUUUGGCCCCUGCCCCAGCUGAUGCAGGGGGAAGGAAGGUCUGUGGUCCUGCAGCGAGAGGGAGGGAGACAACCUCAGACUACAGAAGGACCACACAUUUGUUGAUGCAACUGCCAUGUGGGACUCUUGGCAGGUCAGAGCCUGGAGUAGUUCUGCAGUAGGUGCAGCUGAGGUCCUCUCGGGAGCGGAGCAGGCCUCAUCCUGCUCGUUCCAGGGACUCAGCUUGUGAGCAGAGCACAUUCUCUCAGGAGGCAGCAAACGCCUUGUUAAAAAGGUCUCAUUGCACUCCGAUGGCUAAGGGAGGAGAGGGCGAGCUCUGGAUCCGGACAAUGGCAGUGUUGCUUUUCUCCAAGAGACCUGCUGGUGCUGGGAAGCAGCUGGAAGAGCAGAGUUAAAAGACCGGGGUGGGGGUUGGCACUUGCUGCAUUGCAUAUGUAACUGGCACCACCCUUAAUGGGCUCUGGGGGAGGGCAGAAACCCCUCUCCUUGUCGCAGGGACGGGAGCCAGCCAUGGCUCUCUCGAUGAUGGGCUGCAACUCCCAUUACGGCCAUGCUGGUUGGGGCUGAUGGGAGUCCUGCAUUGCAGGGAGUCGACCUAGAUGAGCCUUUGGGUGCCUUAUAGUUCUGCGGUUCUGAGUUGGGAAGGCAGGAACAUCUGGUUUCCCACCCAUGUGCAGCCCACAGAUUCUCUCCUGUCCCCCUGGCACAGGGACAGAUGGAUUCAACACAGGGUCUGCAUUUCCAACAGGGUGAGCUAUUUGCUCAGUCACCCCUGGGAGCAGCUUGCCACCCUCACCUACUGCUAGCAGGCACAACCGGGUGUGUGUGCUUUUGGCAAAGGGAGUAACUGGUCUGGCAAGGUGCACACAGACUCGUGCAGAGAGAUGCUAGGCACUGUCUUGCACAGGGCAGGGAACCUGUGGACCUCCAGGUGUUGACUCCUAGCAGCCGGCACAGAAGUGCAGAGUCGAAAGUGACCCCAGUGGGUGAUCUCUUCCAACUCCCUGCAAUGCAGGAAUGGUCAGGGAUGAUGGGAGUUGGGAGGCCAGCAACAUUUGGGGAAGCCAGAGAUUAGCAGCUCGAGAAACUCAGUUACAGAUCUUAAGUCCAUGGAGGGUUUCCCUGAGAGGGUAAAGCUGCCCACAUGUGAAGUGUUGAAUCGGUGCCACUUGGAACAUUUUGGAAAUUCUGGAAAGAGGCGCCGUUUCACACCUGGAAAUUCAAAACACGAGCUUUGCUGCUGUGUAGGGCUUGAGAGAGAGAGAGAGCCACAGCACAUUUGGACAGGAAGAUUCAUGGACUGCAAACUGCAACCCCCUCCACCCCCCAAAAAACCAAGACGCUAUUCAGCAUAGGCCUGAAAACCUUGAGGGAACAUCUAAAAAUAAUGGGGACGGAGCCUGCUUCUAUUGACAGGUGGCUGCUGCCUGCUUCUAAAAGUGUCCUUUACAAAAAUAAAAAACAUUGCAUUUGAUUUAAAUCUAGAGUUGCGCACCACCCCGCGGCUGCCUUAAGUGAAAAGGUCGCAUCCUGUUUUAAAUAAGUAGACAGGCCUUGAUGGCGUAGGGCAAGAACCUGGCAGGAAAAAGAAGUGGCUCAGAGCAGAGUCAGAAGGGACCAGCCUGCCCAUUCUGUGGCUGGAGAGAGCAGGGGCUGGAAAGAGAAAGAGGAAAAUAUUGGCCCUUCCCCUGGGAGAGAGCAGGGUCCAAUUUUGCACACCUUUGUUGGCAAACUCACCUCUGAAGGCAGAGAAGAAAGAGAGGGACCUCACUGGGAUGGAAAGAAAACACAGAGGAGGUGAGUCAUUGGCCAGUGGAAGCGAAGGGAGGGGGUGUCCCUCUGAGGAGAUCAGGUGGGGAAUUUGCAUGUGCCUGUGGCCUUCCUCCCACCCCCCACCCCACUGCACUGGACACGCAGCAUUAACACGAACAAUCAUGCAUAAGAGACGGGAGCAGUGCUGGUGGGCCAGUUCACCCCUGCGGUGGUGGCUGCUGCUGCUGCUUCUGCUGCAGGGUCUGGGCGUUGCGGCUGGCUGGCUGGGCCCAGGCACUCUCCACCUCUGCGCCCCCCCUCCAAAAAAAGAGUCCUGGGCUUCUAGCCGAAAAUCCCGCCAACCGUUGAGGCGAUCACAAUGCCCAGCACCACGCAGCAAAUGAUGAUCAUGAUCUUCUUCUGCAAAGAGAGGAGGACAACAUCAGACAAGCUCUAGGCUGGGUCAGGCCACUUGCCCAUCUAGUCCAGCCUCCUGUUCUCGCAAUGGCCAACCAGACGCCCCCCCAAGGGAAACCCACAAACAGGAUCUGAGCGCAGCAACAACUCUCCCCGUCCCGUGGUUUCCAGCAACUCACAUUCAGAAGCAUUGCUGCCUCCGACUGUGGAGGGAGAUCAGAGGCAUUCUGGCAAGUAGCUGUGGAUAGCCAAUUUGGCCAAUUCUCUCUCCCCUCCCCCAAAUAAUUUUUAUUAAGUUUUCGAUUUUGCAUUUCAAAAUAAACAAACUUUAAAAUAUCCAGGGACUUCCCUCCUUCUCCUUCCACGGUUCAUUUUUUGUAUCAUACCUCCCUGCAUAUUUUACUACAACCGUUCAAAACAAUUUUCCACUUUUACAUCCGUCAAAAAUUACUUACUCUGUUGAAUUUGUCUUAGUGCUGCCAGCAUUUUCAGCUGUAUAGUUAUUUUCCAUAUAUUCAAUAAAUAGUCUUUAAAUGAA
Molecule: messenger RNA, 12898 nt
Organism: Podarcis lilfordi (Lilford's wall lizard)
Lineage: Eukaryota; Metazoa; Chordata; Lepidosauria; Squamata; Lacertidae
Source: the annotation of a GenBank genome assembly